Molecule: messenger RNA, 1056 nt
Organism: Abrus precatorius (Indian licorice)
Lineage: Eukaryota; Viridiplantae; Streptophyta; Magnoliopsida; Fabales; Fabaceae
Exons: 6
Coding region: 147-755 (202 amino acids)
Source: RefSeq, a predicted model, not a curated record
UUAUCGUUGUAGAGAAAAAAGGGGGGCGCGCGCACGGAGCGAAGAGACACCAUAGACGUCGUGGUCAGAAGAGAGAAGAGAAAACGUUGAUCCGAAUCUGCAAUUUGCAAUCGUUCUUCAGAAUUCCCAUAAGAGAUUGUGGAACGAUGUCGUUUGGUUCGUCUCUGUUGUCUCAUUCCCAUGCUCUUUGGUUGUUACCGAACAGAACCUCUACCUUCAAAGCCGCUUCCCAAGUUCCCGAUUUUCUUUCUGCAGAUUGGUUUGAAUCUCGGAAGAAAAGACCCUUUGGUCCUCGAUUAGACUUUAGUGCAGAAGAUGCUGUUCAUUACCAGCUUCAAGCCUUGGAGUUUAACGACCAACCUCGUCAAGAUUACGGAAUCGAGGUCAUGUAUAGGUUCGCUGGAUUUGAUCCUUUUGAAAGGUCUACCUAUUUUGGCCCUUUCUUCGAUUUGGGUCAGUUUGAGAGGUUCAGGCGAAUUUUUCAUCAUUCAACUUAUCGAGUCUUACUAGGUCACAAGGAAAGAAAGAUCAUGAGCAGUUUGUUUGUGGAGGAGGGCAUGUUAUGGGUUAAAUUGAUGAACUUGAAGCAGAACAAAUACAAACAGCGGGUUUGGAUUCGUGGAAGUAGACCGGAGGAAGAAGAGAUCUUUCAAUUUACAAUGGUUCAGAGAGUUGGUGGAUGCUGGGAUGGUUACUGGUUGACAGAGUCUCUGCUUCACGAUAGAGAUACAUUUGCUGGUGGUUUGGCAUAUUAAAUAACAUUCACUGCUGGAAUCAUGUUCAUUAUAUUAUUCCUAAUCUGUAAAAUUUGUACAUAUGUAAGAAUUUCAGAUGUUAUUAUGUAUUAAAUGAGGGGUAUAAUCGGUGUUCUGCUUAUCCAAUGUAAAAUUCUUGUACAUUUUACUCAAUCUUGAUUACAGGACCUCAGCAGCUCAUGGAGUUUGAUAGAGAUUUUAUAAUUACAGCACUAAUAGAAAUCAAAUCUCAACACACCAUGUAAAUUUACCAUAUAUGUAUUUGAGCUAGCAAGUAAAAUUAUAUCAUUUGUAAUUGCUU